AUGGCUUGGUGCAUCAGCGAGAAGAUUGUAUGCAUCUGCAAAGCUCACGGCAUCGGUGCUGUGCUUCCUGGCUACGGUUUCCUCAGCGAAAAUGCCGAGUUCGCAAAGAUGCUAAGCGAUCAUGGAAUCGUAUUCGCUGGACCUUCUCCAAAGAGCAUCAUGGAAUUUGGUCUCAAACACAGGGCAAGAGAGCUCGCCCGAGUAGCUGGCGUACCGCUUGUCCCUGGCACGGGCAUAAUCACGUCUCAACAGGAGGCGGCGAGCGAGGCGCAGAGAAUAGGCUAUCCGGUGAGCAUCCCCGAUCCAGCAUGCAGCGAACAUGGUACCGACCCCCACGUGCAGGUGAUGGUGAAAGCCACCGCGGGAGGAGGUGGUAUGGGACUUGUUGUCUGUCAUGGCCCAGAGAAGCUUGCGGAGGCUGUCACUUCUGUACGCAGCAGAGGCAAGACCCUCUUCAAGGAUGACGGGCUUUUUCUGGAGCGAUACGUUGGCAAUGCCCGGCACAUCGAAGGCCAGAUCUUCGGCAAUGGACAGGGCCACGUGCUCUGGUUUGGCGAGCGAGAAUGCUCUAUUCAACGCCGCCAUCAGAAAGUGGUAGAGGAAGCACCAUCAUCCUACGUCGAGAGACGUCCUGAACUCCGUGAGAAGCUUCGGCUCGCAUCAACUGCUCUGGCAGCCUCCAGCAGCUAUAAAUCCGCCGGGACUAUCGAAUACUUGGUCGACGACACCACUGGAGAGUUCUUCUUUUUGGAGAUGAACACCCGCUUACAGGUCGAGCACGGCGUGACUGAAGCAUACUACAACACGGACCUCGUCAGGCUCAUGCUCUUGCAAGCACAAGCUGAAGUCGAAGGCAAGCCCGGACUCUCGGCGGAAGAGAUGCAACAGCAAACUCCGGAAGGACCUAAAGGUCAUGCCAUCGAGGUCCGAGUCUACGCUGAGAAUCCCGCUGCCGACUAUAUGCCUGCGCCAGGUCUCUUCAUGGAGGUCUCCUUCCCGAAAAACGCAAGAACUCGAGUGGACACCUGGUUGGAGCGUGGGAGCGUGGUCACUCCGUAUUUCGGUGAGAGACCAGACUAA
Messenger RNA from Saxophila tyrrhenica, 1080 nucleotides. RefSeq lists its product as uncharacterized. Bases 1 to 1080 code for a protein of 359 amino acids. Gene Ontology annotation, molecular function: ATP binding; metal ion binding. The transcript has 4 exons. The record is from RefSeq and is a predicted model, not a curated record. Lineage: Eukaryota; Fungi; Ascomycota; Dothideomycetes; Mycosphaerellales; Extremaceae.